This is a messenger RNA of Laccaria bicolor S238N-H82, 456 nucleotides long. RefSeq lists its product as uncharacterized. The transcript is spliced from 2 exons. NCBI's taxonomy places the organism in Eukaryota, Fungi, Basidiomycota, Agaricomycetes, Agaricales, Hydnangiaceae. The coding region runs from base 1 to 456 and encodes 151 amino acids. The record is from RefSeq and is a predicted model, not a curated record.
AUGAACUUUCAUUCCCAAAAAGACCUGUCUCAAUGCCAAGCUCAGUGGAUGGAAUUUCUUUCACAAUAUGAUGCAAGGAUUGUCUACAUCAAAGGGGAAGACAACAAUGUUGCCAACACCCUCUCCUGCCUGCCUGUAUCAGAUUCAACAUCUGCAGACGCAUCUGCGAGACAUCCAUACAAUUUCUGUGAAGAUGACAACACACUGUGUGCUGUGGCAUCUCUGUCAGUACCUUCGCCUCAAGGAAAUUGGGGGACAGCAAAAUCACUAUCUGCAUGCAAUGUGUCACUGAACUCUGUCAACGCAAUGCUGGAAAUUAUGGCAGACAGAGCCUUUCUAAACGCUGUUAAAGUGGGGUACACAGAUGAUGCUGAUACGCGUUGCACAGGGAUGACCGUGAAAGUGCGAAACAUGCAAACAAGGAUCAAGCGCGUCGGGAAAACCCUAAACACCUAA